AUGAGCGCCUGGCAUCAUAUUGAAAAUUUUGCACACGAAUCCUAUACGGUCGGCUGGAUCUGCGCCCUCUCUAUAGAACUUGCUGCGGCGGCGACUUUCCUCGACGAAAAGCACGGCGGGCCGACAUCCGUCCCACCGAACGACAACAAUUCCUACACAUUGGGCAGAAUAGGAGAACACAAUGGCGUCAUCGUGGUUCUACCCAAAGGCGGAGACAUGGUGCAUACCUUUCCUAAUGUCAGAAUCGGCUUGAUGGUCGGUGUCGGUGGUGGGGCACCGAGCAGGAGAUAUGGGCAUGAUAUCCGUCUGGGUGACAUAGUCGUUAGUGCUCCCUACAAGACUGGCGGUGUUUUCCAGUACGACUUCGGUCAUGCGAUACAAAACCAACGCUUUCGAACGACUGGAUUCUUGAACCAACCGCCAACGGUCCUUCGCACGGCGAUGAAUACACUCGAGGCUGAACAUGAGACUUACGGGCAUCAGUUAACAAUGCAAUUGACGCUAUUCUGGAGAAUCACCCAUCCCGAAAAUGAUGAAUCAAGCUGCGCGAAGGUGUGCGGAGAUGAUCCAUCAAAGUUGAUAUAUCGGCGUCAGCGAGAUGAAGACGAGGACAAUCCCGUAAUACACUAUGGUGUGAUUGCGUUAGCCAAUACGCUGAUGAAGGAUGCUAAUAUCCGGUACAACCUUAUAAAGGAGAAAGAGGUCCUGUGCUUUGAAAUGGAGGCAGCCGGGUUAAUGAAUCACCUUCCGUGCCUAGUUAUUCGCGGGAUAUGCGACUACUAUUCGGACUCGCAUAAGAACAAGGAGUGGCAAGGGUACGCAGCAAUGACGGCAGCUGCGUAUGCCAAGGCAAUUCUUUUCCGAAUUGCUCCCAAUCAAGUGGAGGCUGAGAAAAGGAUUGCUGACAUCAGUUAG
Messenger RNA from Eremomyces bilateralis CBS 781.70, 915 nucleotides. Its product is annotated as purine and uridine phosphorylase. The transcript is spliced from 4 exons. The coding region runs from base 1 to 915 and encodes 304 amino acids. Gene Ontology annotation, molecular function: catalytic activity. The record is from RefSeq and is a predicted model, not a curated record. NCBI's taxonomy places the organism in Eukaryota, Fungi, Ascomycota, Dothideomycetes, Eremomycetales, Eremomycetaceae. Gene Ontology annotation, biological process: nucleoside metabolic process.